UGGAGCUAUACAGGUUGUCCUGGUACGUCGUGGUUCUUGCGAGUCUGUCCCUCUGUCGGGCACAGAGGCCUGCCUUCGGGAGGUGUCCGGAGGUUCUACCCAAAGAGGACUUCGACAUAAAUGAGUUCACAGGAGAAUGGGUGGAAGUCGAAAGAUCUUUCUACAUAUUUGAGUCAUCAACAACCUGCCCGAAACUCAACUUUACUGUAUUUCCAAACGACACAAUGAAAGUAGAAGUGCAGUACAACGUGCCAUGGAGAGGGACAUUAAGUAAAUCAUCAUACGUUGUGGAUGACGUCUCAGCGACUCCUGGUGUUUUCAACAUGAUACUUCAGAGCAACUUACCAUCAGUGUUAGCGAGACUAGCUCCAGGGAGUGGUAAAUACAUUGUACUAGACACAAACUACAAGGAUUUUGCUUUGAUAUACUCCUGCACAGACUUCAGACUUCUUCAUGCAGAUUUUAUUUGGGUCCUAGGAAGGACAACAGACAUAUCGGUGGAUGCAAGAACUAUUGUCUAUUCAACACUUGACAAAUUAAAAAUAAACAGGGAUAGGCUCCUUUUAACACCAAACAAAGAGUGCAGUUAGAUUUAAACUUCCAUCCAAUCUAUUUAUUUGUUUUUCAGUUUGAUAUUUAUGUUAGAUUUAUAGUAAUUGAAUGAACAAAAGUUCCUAAUAAAAAAGCAGAAUUCUUUAAAUUAUGAAGCAACGAGUUGAAACUAAAUUAACAAGAUUAUUUUUAAACUUAAAGCAAUAAAGUUCUUUAAAAAAUGAAAUCAAAAUAAUACUUCUAAGAUCUGCUACAUUAAUUGAGACACAAUCAGUAAUGAAUAAUCAAUUGAUAAUAAGUUUUAAUAAACAAGAUCUUAUCGAUAAUAUAUGAGCCAUUGAAUGUAAAAGUGAUAAAUAUCAUUUUUAUAAUAAAUAAUUAACAAAUUACUGGGUAUAUUAACUUCAUACUUUUAAUUAGUUGGAUAUGCAUGAGACUAUUUUUAACAGAGAAAUUAUGUUAUCAUUGGUUACCAUAAAAUACCAAUUAUUAUUCUACAAUAACCAGAACAGAUCUUGCCCUAAAGUGUUAAAUAAUUCAAAGCUUAAUUUUGUAACACCCACCACUUUUGAAUUCAAUGGUUCACACGUAUUAUAAUUUAAAGUUGUUUAAAUUUAUUUUUAUGAUAAAAAGCUUUAUUUUAUGUAAGAUAAUAAAACAAUUAAUGUCCUAUGAAAUGGAAAAUAAUUAUCACACACUAUGUAAAAGUUUAUCUGUUGUUUGAUAUUUUAGCUUAGAUUUUGGUUAGAACUGUAAAUAAAUACAAGAUUUCUCACAAAGUGCAUAAUUUAUUGUUCUAUUUACAUAGAGUAUGUUUGUAUCUUAUAACAGUCUACAGUUUUAUCACGAACUUGAUGAAAAAUUGCAGACUUUAAGUUUUCUCUUCUACUCUAGACUGCUCCGACACUAUGGGUAAGGACAUUAGUAAAAUAGUUGUAGUAAAAGACAUUUUAACUUACUUGGGUAAUAAUAUAUCUAUAAAUAAAAAUUAUGAUUACCUAAUUUUCAUCUUUUAGAAUUUUUAUUUAAUAUUUCACUAGCAAGGGGAGGAAACAGUCUAAUGGGUCACCGAUUUUAAACAAACAUUUUUCUGUGCUACCCAGCGUUCCUUUCAAUGAGCCCUAGGAGCCAAGAAAAAAAAAAAUUAUAGAAUUUCAAAUAAAAUU
Nezara viridula (southern green stink bug) is the source of this 1718-nucleotide messenger RNA. The record is from the annotation of a GenBank genome assembly. NCBI's taxonomy places the organism in Eukaryota, Metazoa, Arthropoda, Insecta, Hemiptera, Pentatomidae.